CUUAUCCGUGCUGGGAAAUGUGAAGUUGGGUCCCCCCCCCCCUUCCACUUCCCCUUCACAGCGACUCCUGCCAUCUUUACCCGCCGACUCCUCCUCGGCCCGCCCGCUCGCAGCCUCCUCACGAUGGCGCCCAAGAAGAAGGCCGGUGGCCUGCACAAGCUGCCCGAGCUGCUGGCGCCCGGCGAAGUGCUCUCCGACGUCGUCAAGAAGGAGUGGAAGCUGGGCCGACCCGUGGGCGAGGGUGGAUUCGGCCGGCUCUACCUCGCCGCCCAGAACACCUCCCAGCCGGUCGGAGAGGAUGCCGACUUUGUGAUUAAAGUGGAGCCUCAUGAGAACGGGCCCCUCUUCACGGAGCUCAAGUUUUACCAAAGAGCAGCGAAACCCGAGCUCAUUGAAAAGUGGGUGAAGGAGAAACGUUUGAAAUUUCUUGGAGUUCCACGCUACUGGGGCAUGGGGAUGCUGGAAAAGAAGGGCAGCGCAAUGCGCUUCAUGGUGAUUGACCGUUUCGGGAGCGAUCUUCAGAAGAUACUGGAAGAGAACGGCAAGAAGAUUCCUCGGAAAGCGGUCCUGCAGCUUGGCCUGAAGCUGCUCGACAUCCUUGAGUACAUCCACGACAAUGAGUACGUGCACGCGGACGUGAAGGCGGCCAACCUCAUGCUCGGCUUCAAGGAUAAAAACCAGGUUAGCCUGGUGGACUAUGGCCUGGCGUACCGCUACGGCCCCUGUGGGGUUCACAACAAGUACAAGGAAGACCCCAAGCGCUGCCACGAUGGGACGAUUGAGUUCACCAGCAUUGAUGCGCACAAGGGAGUAGCCCCGUCGCGCCGCGCUGAUGUGCAGAUCCUGGGCUACUGCCUGCUGCAGUGGCUGUGCGGCAAACUGCCCUGGGAGGACAACCUCAAGGACCCCAACUACGUGCGGGACGCCAAGAUCAGGUACAAGGACAAUAUUCCUGAGCUCAUGAACAAGUGUUUCCCAUCGCAGGAGAAGCCAGCCGAGAUUGCCGAGUACUUGGCGUACGCCCACGCCAUUGGCUACGAGGACCGGCCCGACUACCAGAAACUCCGCACCAUCCUCACCAGGGGCCUGCGGGCGAUCGGGGGCAAGGAGGACGACCAGCUGACCUUCCGCUUCGGUCCCGCGCGCACCGACAGGCCCGCGGCCACUUCCGCCAAGCAGCGUCCGGCCGGGACCGCAUCUGCCCGGAGGAAGCAGGACGACGGGGCGGGCGAGGUGGUGGAGCCGUUGAGUAAGAAACGGCAACGGUCACCCGCCACUACUCCCUCCUCCCAGGCGGCCGCCGCCGCUGCAGCCGCCAACGGUCGCGGCAGAGCGCGGCCGCCCGUGUCCUAUGCUGAGCUCGACGAGAGCAUGGAGGAGGACGAGGAGGAGGAUGAGAUUCGUCUGCUCAAGUCGAAGGCUUCGUCCACGCGCGCGAGGAAAGCGCCUGCUGUCGCCCCCCCCUCGUCGGAUGCAGGUGGUGCGGCUCGAGGUCGCAAGGUCGCGGCGGGCAAGGCCAAGGCCGCCAAGGCGAAGGACCUGGCGGAGACCGCGACGCAGACGACGCCGAGCCUGGCUCGCCAGAAGCACAAGAGAUAAACCCAGAGAGAGAGUGAACGGUCAUCCCCCUCACUGUCUGUAGCUGCUUGCAGUUGCGCCUUUCUGUGCAUGGCGCAGCGCUAUGGUUUAUCCAGAGAGGCGCGGGGAAGGCACGAGGCGUGUGUGUGUGUGUGUGUGCGCGCGCGCGAGUGUUUGUGUAUGUUCAUGUUUGAAUGUGGCUUGAGGAUGUGUAUUCUUGUGUGUAGGUAUGAGUGUGUGUGUUCAUAAGUGCGUGUGUAUUCGUGUGUGUGUAUGAGUGUGUGGUGCCCGCUAACACCACUUGUCCUAACAGUCUGUUAAAGCUAUACGGGAGAUCUUUGUAUGAUUUUGUGUGCGUGUGUGUGUGUGCACGUGUGUUUGUAUUCAUGUCCUUGUUUGUGGGUAUGAGUGUGUGUAUGUAUUAGUGUAUGCAGCAAGUUGGCACAGUAGGGGACACAGCUGGUACAUCUGACAGUCAUCUCGGUUAGUCAACCCAUGGCACCUGGAUCUGUCCCAUGGCCUCGUCUGAGCGAGCCUUUGACACUUAAUGUGGCCUCAGAGUGCACUUGGCCUGGCACAAGUGCCAUGGUAACGUCACC
Molecule: messenger RNA, 2177 nt
Organism: Petromyzon marinus (sea lamprey)
Lineage: Eukaryota; Metazoa; Chordata; Hyperoartia; Petromyzontiformes; Petromyzontidae
Source: RefSeq, a predicted model, not a curated record